Messenger RNA from Colletotrichum graminicola M1.001, 1527 nucleotides. Its product is annotated as major facilitator superfamily transporter. Bases 1 to 1527 code for a protein of 508 amino acids. Gene Ontology annotation, molecular function: transmembrane transporter activity. NCBI's taxonomy places the organism in Eukaryota, Fungi, Ascomycota, Sordariomycetes, Glomerellales, Glomerellaceae. Gene Ontology annotation, cellular component: membrane. The transcript is spliced from 5 exons. The record is from RefSeq and is a predicted model, not a curated record. Gene Ontology annotation, biological process: transmembrane transport.
AUGGCCUCUUCUUCUAAAGAGUCUGUACCAGGAGACAAAUGGUGGCAAUGGAGAUGGUUCUCUUCUGAAGAUACAAAGGAAGAAAGACGCUUGAUCACAAAGAUUGAUCUCCUCUUGGUACCUUACUCGGUCCUCGGGUAUUGGGUCAAGUAUAUUGAUCAAUCAAACCUGAACAAUGCAUACGUUGCGGGAUUGAAGGAAGACCUUCGCUUCUACGGGAACGAACUCGUCCAGCUCCAGACCUUGUUCACCCUAGGAUCGGUGCUAGGCCAGAUUCCCUUCCUUUUCAUCAUGACAUAUGUCCCCAUCCAGUACCUCAUUCCGAUCUGCGACGUUAUGUGGGGUAUAUUCACGCUGCUCCAAUACCGUGUCAACUCCUAUGCCGAGUUGGCUGCUUACAGAUUCAUGGUCGGCUGGUUUGAAGCUGCGUUUUUCCCAGCGAUGCAUUACGUCUUUGGCUCCUGGUAUCGAGGCCACGAGAUUGCUCGACGUGGAGGUAUCUUCUACACUGGUCUGGGCGCUGGUACUCUAACCGCCGGUCUCAUCCAAGCCGGAGCAUCUAGCUCACUAGAGGGUGUUCGUGGCAUGGAAGGCUGGCGCUGGAUGUACGUAAUCUGUGCCUUGAUCACAAUCCCCGUCGGCACCCUCGGUUUCUUUGUCAUCCCUGGCACCGUCGACCAACCCAACAAAUGGUGCGUCAACGAGAAAGACGUUGUAAUCGCUCGCGAACGCCUAGAAAAGCACGGCCAUGUAGUACACGGAAAGAUGAAAUUCGGCCACAUCACCCGAACCCUUCUCGGUUUCAGAUUCUGGCUCGUCAUUACGACCGACGUCCUAUUCUGGAACGCAGGUAUUCAUAAGACCACCGGUUCUUACCUGCUCUGGAUUAAAAGUCUUGGUCGGUACAGCGCGGCGAAGAUUAACGAAAUGGGAACCAUUGCGCCUGCGCUAGGAAUAGCGUACACACUGAUUGCUUGUUUCGCCUCGGAUAUGUUUCUCGGCCCAGCGUGGGCAAUUACGAUUUGCUCGGCUCUUAAUGCAAUGGGUCUCAUCUUCCUGACCAUAUGGACGGUCCCUGAAGGUGGGCUAUGGUUCGGAUUUGCCACCAUGUACUGGUCAAAUGCUCUGUCUUCCGUCUUUCACGGCUGGGUCAAUAACUUGCUGCGGGACAGUCCUGAGGAGCGCAGUUUCACUCUCGUGCUCAUUAAUCUGCUAUCGCAAAGCUCCACUGCCUGGACACCUUUGCUUACAUUUCCCACAGUGGAGGCUCCAAGGUAUAGGAAAGGCUUUUCAUUUUGUCUCGGAUGUGCGAUUGCGUUGAUCGUGUUCACCUGGAUCAUGUACUAUUACUUGAAGAUGGACAAACGUAAAGUCACAGGCUCUGCAGAUGAGGAGACGAGCAGUGGUGUGAUAACCUCAAUGGCGGGCGAUGGAAAGAACGGCGAUGAUCGCAUCGUUGAGGUCAAAAACGUUAGACAGGGCGAGAAGGGUAACCAAGCAGACGGCGAUGGAAUUUUGAUGCUUUGA